GAUUACUCAGUUUGCAAUGAGAUUCAAUAACAGGACAGUGGACACUACUUCAAAGAAAUCUACUUGUACAGUCGUCCUUCAGUUCAUCAAUGGCUCUUCAGCUCUUUGGUUAUAUUAUGUCCGUUACUGGACUGUGUGGCCUAAUUUUGGGCACAUUUACAAAUGAAUGGAAAAUCAUUGGACACGACAAUGACAAAACUGUGUUUGUGGAUGAAUACGAAGGACUGUGGAUGAAUUGCAAAAAAUCCUCUUCGUCUGUCGUGCAAUGCACAAGUUUCAAUUCUCUUCUUCAUCAAGCUUUUGAAAUUCAGGUGGGCCGAGUAAUGAUGAUAAUCAGCGUGGUCAUUUCAAGCCUCGGCGUGCUGGUAACCGUGUACGGCCUCAGGUGCACGAGAUGUCAAGACGAUAACACGCAGUCGAAGGACCGAAUUGCCUUCGCUGGAGGAAUCCUCUCUGUGUGCAGUGGUCUGUGUGCUUUGGGCAUAACCAGCUGGUUUAUUUAUGGAAUUGUUGCUGAUUUCUUUCAGAAGGACGAGGGGGAUAGGUAUGUGAUCGGCUGGUCUCUGAUUGGUGCAUUUGUUGCAUCUUUGCUUUGUUUUGUCGGAGGCAUGAUCGUAAGCGCCUGCAGUGUAACGCACCUGCGAUCCAACAAAAUUCUCAGCAAGCAUCCAGUCUCCAAGAUUCCUGGAAAAGAUUAUGUGUAAUAAUCCCGAGAACCAUCUGAAUAGCUGAACUGUUGUAUACAGUAUGCGCACAUAAUAUUAACCAUUUUGUUAAUAGAUAUGUAUAAAUAGAUUGCAUUUAGUUUUUGGUUUAUGUCAUAAUAAAAGGUUUUUUACAGCUUUGAUGUAUUUUUAGAUGUUUGGGAUGGGUCUCCACAUUCAACUUUGACCUCUGAGUCACUUAGCUUUUAAACAAGAACACUGUGAUUGCUUAACUAACAGUUCAGUGCUGACCGCAGAGGAAGUGAUGUCAUAUCCCAGUAACAUUAACUUUUACUAUUUUAAGAAAUGAGGAUGAUUCUAGGCUUAUAUAUCUUGUAAUAUACCAAUGCGUCAUUUAGAAAGCUUUGUUUGUUCGUUUUUUAUAGUUAAAUAUUUUUCAACAUUCAAUAAUUAUUCAACAUUCAGUAAUUAAUAAUUACAUAUAUACAUAUAAUAAUUACAACAUUCAGUAAUUAUUUUAUAAUUACAAAAUAAAGGUU
Messenger RNA from Pimephales promelas (fathead minnow), 1204 nucleotides. RefSeq names its product claudin-1. The record is from RefSeq and is a predicted model, not a curated record. Gene Ontology annotation, cellular component: membrane; bicellular tight junction. Gene Ontology annotation, molecular function: structural molecule activity. Lineage: Eukaryota; Metazoa; Chordata; Actinopteri; Cypriniformes; Leuciscidae.